UCUGCUCCCACUCCAUCGCCGCACAAUGAUGAUGGUGGUGGCGGUGCAGGUGUUGAUAAAACGGAAUGGAGUCGAGCAGGGUGGAUUAAUUCUGCACCAUGAAUGACAGGUACCACAAGGCAGCCCGGGACGGCUACCUGGACUUAUUGAAGGAGGCGACUCGGAAGGACCUGAACGCGCCUGAUGAGGAUGGAAUGACGCCGACGCUAUGGGCUGCUUAUCACGGCAACCUGGAGGCUCUACGGCUGAUUGUGGGGAGGGGAGGAAACCCUGACAAGUGUGACAUAUGGGGGAACACGCCGCUCCACCUGGCAGCUGCCAAUGGUCACCUCAAUUGCCUUUUCUUCCUGGUGUCUUUCGGUGCCAACAUAUGGUGCCUGGACAACGACUACCACACGCCGUUGGACAUGGCCGCUACAAAAAAUCACAUGGAUUGCGUCCGCUACCUGGAUGCCAUCGCUACAAAGCAGACAGGCCUCAACACAAAGCUGGUCACAAAGAUGAAGGAUCGGGCAUUUCGUGACGCUGAGCGGCGAAUCAAAGAGUGCUUAAAGAUGCAGAAGAAACAUCACAAACGCAUGGAGCGGAGGUUUCAAAAGGAGACUUCUGAGGCGUCUGCGUCAGAUGUCAUGAGCUUUUCCAGUUACACCAGCAGCUCUGUUAGCCACAAGCUGCACAACUUCAAUGCAGCCACUGUCAGUGUGCCAUAUUCUCAGGCUACUCUCCAUGCCACAAACCGAGGGAAGACCAAGAUCCAGAGGAAACUGGAGAAGAGGAAACAAGGAGAUGGGACCUUUAAAAUCUACGAGGACGGGAGAAAGAGUGUUCGCUCCCUCUCUGGACUUCAGCUGGGUAAUGAUGUCAUGUUUGUCAAACAAGGGACGUACGUCAACCCAAAGGAUCGUGGCCGCCGCAACGUCCGUGACAUGUUCCCCAGAGACAAUUUCGAUGCCAUUUCACGUGCCAUAAGCGAGCCGGACCUCCACGGGCCCGAUGUGGACUACUCUGAGAUCAGCACUGACUCAGGACAUGACUCCCUGUUCAACAGGCCUGGUCUUGGGACCAUGGUCUUCAGGAGGAACUAUGUGAGUGGGGGGAUGUUUGACCUUGGUGGUCGGGAUGAGGGCAGUGUGGACAGGUCGGGUAAUAAUGUGCGUUUACGCAGUCGGCUGCAGCAGUACCCGAGUGCAGACGAAGACAGCAUCGGCAGUGCACGCAGUUUGCAGGAGAGGAACAUUGAGGAGCUGCCCUGGGAUGAAGUCGAAUUAGGGCUGGACGAUGAUGAUGAGGCAGACACAAGCCCUCUGGAGGUCUUCCUUGCUACGCAGAGCAUGAGUGACUUUUUUUCCAUCUUCAAAAGGGAGAAGAUUGACCUUGAAGCUCUGUUGCUGUGCUCUGACCAUGACCUUAAGAGUAUCCACAUCCCCUUAGGACCGAGGAAAAAGAUCUUAGAUGCUUGUAAGAGACGACUAGAGACCAUAGAGGACCCAGACUGCAUCGAGGACACAGAGCUGUGAGUGAUAGGAUUUUCAGUUAUACAAUGCCGUCUUUGUACUCCAGCCUUCUUCAGUCACAAACACAGUUCUUCUCUUGCCUUCAUUUCAUCCUGCAGAUAAUACAAGUUGUUGUAGAUGGUCCCUCCUGCUGUUUGCUCAUCCAUGCUUAAAGGUCAGCGGAGCAUUGUGGAGUGAAUGUCAUGUAUGGACAGACAGGACAUAGUGAUUUACCUCUCCUGGUAGCUCAGUGGUAAAGACAAAGAAAAGAAUACUGUCAAGAUGAAAAUGUCAAGCGAGAAUAGAUGAGUGUGAGACAAGUUCUUUACAGGAUUCUUUUAGUAUGUCUUGUUAGCCGCAGGAGGAUCACUGUAAAUAUCUCUGUAUGUCGGUUCAGUUGGAGUUCCCUGCAAUGCAUGGUUUAACAAACUGAAAGGCAAUUACCAGAGUGCAGAGCCCUGUUCAUUGUAUGUAUCAACAGAGAGUUGAUUGUGGGGUCUGUGUCCCCUAAACGUAUUUGCCCCUAUGGGGUGAAUCCUACCGCCUUAUGUGCCUGCAUUGCUCGUGCCUGUGCAUUUGCUUAAAAGUGUCUUUAGUUAUGAAUAAUUUUGCCCUUAGAGGGAGAGUUCAUCCCAAAAUCAAAAAGACAUAUUUUUCCUCUUAGCUGUAGUGCUAUUUAUCAGUCUAGAUUGUUUUGGUGUCUGUUGCAGAGUGGAGAUAUCGGCAGUAGAGACACUUCCUUCUGCAUGGUGAUAUGGAUGCUGGGUGUAGUUAGGUAAGAAAGAAAGUGAGUCAUACAUGAAACUCCUCAAAACAAGGUCUGUGGAUUAUUUUGAGUAACUGGAUCAUGAUUUAUAGAAAGAGACAUCGCUGUUGAGCUUUACAAAUGUAUUUUUUGGCACUUUUAGCACUGCUAGUCAAGUGCCAUCCAGUUCCAUUAUAUUCAAAAGAAGGCAGGCGUAUCUACAGCGAGUAUCUCUUACAUUCAGCAACUCACAGCAAAACAAUCUAGACUAAUAAAUAGCACUACAGGUAAAACAACAAAUUAUGUACUUUUGAUUUGGGGGUGAACUGCCCCUUUAACUUCAUUGUAAUAUUAUUAUUUGUAUAAAUCAAAAAAUUUCAACCAACAUUUUCACCACUCAUCUUUUUCCUUACUCAUAUUUCAUCUCUGAGCAUGUUUACAUACAGCAAGCCAUGUCAGUCCAAGUGUGGCUCACUCGUAAUGAAGGCCAAUUGUGCAUUGAGAUUCCUGUAGUAUUGUAAACUAAUUGAAAACACAGUAUCUUUUGAUAAUUUUAUGAUACACAAUAUAACAUGUUGCAGUUCUAUAUUUUACAUGUUUUGUUCAAACACUAGCAAAUUUGUAAGCCUUUAUAUAUGACUCACAUCAGUCUUGACAGUAUAGUAGUCUUCCAUUUAUUUGUAUCUUGAGUCACUUUUUUUAUUAUCAUUAUUAUUGUAAUCUGCACA
Molecule: messenger RNA, 2966 nt
Organism: Plectropomus leopardus (leopard coralgrouper)
Lineage: Eukaryota; Metazoa; Chordata; Actinopteri; Perciformes; Serranidae
Gene: ush1ga
Product: Usher syndrome 1Ga (autosomal recessive)
Biological process (GO): sensory perception of sound; equilibrioception; sensory perception of light stimulus
Molecular function (GO): protein binding
Source: RefSeq, a predicted model, not a curated record